Messenger RNA from Akanthomyces muscarius, 1176 nucleotides. RefSeq lists its product as uncharacterized. The transcript has 6 exons. Lineage: Eukaryota; Fungi; Ascomycota; Sordariomycetes; Hypocreales; Cordycipitaceae. Gene Ontology annotation, molecular function: mRNA 3'-UTR AU-rich region binding. Gene Ontology annotation, biological process: 3'-UTR-mediated mRNA stabilization. The coding region runs from base 1 to 1176 and encodes 391 amino acids. Gene Ontology annotation, cellular component: cytoplasm; nucleus. The record is from RefSeq and is a predicted model, not a curated record.
AUGCUACUGGUUCGCAGCAGGAUACUGAUACUGCAUCCUGCUCCCCCGAUUCCUUCACCCCGAGCUUUCGAUAUCAUCUCCUCCAACGGCUCCAACGACCUCUUGGAGUCCAUGGAUCACCUCAAGAUGGAGGACCGCCUCGGACCCGACGGUGAACCCGCCCCUAAGACGGACGAGGAGUACGCCCAGGCUCAGCUCACCCUCCGCGCCAUUGUUUCCUCCAAGGAAGCUGGUGUCAUUAUCGGCAAGGCCGGCAAGAACGUCGCUGAUCUUCGCGAUGAGACCGGCGUCAAGGCCGGCGUCUCCAAGGUCGUCCAGGGCGUCCAUGACCGCGUUCUAACUAUUACUGGAGGCUGCGAUGCCAUUUCCCGCGCCUAUGCCAUCGUUGCCCGCGCGCUACUCGAAGGUGCUCCCGCCAUGGGCAUGGGCGGCAUUGCCCAGGGCAAUGGCACUCACCCCAUCAAGCUGCUCAUCUCGCAUAACCAGAUGGGCACCGUCAUUGGCCGCCAGGGCCUAAAGAUCAAGCACAUUCAAGAUGUGUCUGGUGUCCGGAUGGUAGCUCAAAAGGAAAUGUUGCCUCAGUCCACCGAGCGGAUCGUCGAGGUUCAAGGCACCCCAGAGGGCAUCCAGCGCGCUCUCUGGGAGAUUUGCAAGUGCCUUGUCGAUGACUGGCAGCGCGGCACCGGCACCGUCUUGUACAACCCCGUUGUCCGCACCCAACCAGGCACCACUGGCAGCAUCGGUGGCACCGGUAGCUUUGGUGCCACUGGCAACGGCCGUGCCGAUUACAGCAGCCCCCGUGUCAUGCGCACCGGCAACGGCUCCGACUUUAGCAACGGCGGUGGCCCUCGCCCCUUUUCCCGCCGCUCCGACUCGGACGCCGCCUCGCGUGGCCCUCCUACCCACGAUGAGAAUGGCGAAGAAAUUCAAACGCAAAACAUUUCCAUUCCCGCAGACAUGGUUGGGUGCAUCAUCGGCCGUGCCGGCAGCAAGAUAUCCGAGAUUCGCAAGACGUCUGGUGCUCGCAUUUCCAUUGCCAAGGCUCCCCACGAUGAAACUGGUGAACGCAUGUUUACCAUCAUGGGCACCGCCAAGGCCAACGAAUCUGCUCUCUUCCUCUUGUACGAAAACCUCGAAGCCGAAAAGAUGCGCCGCAGCCAGCAGGACACCGAGUAG